Messenger RNA from Seriola aureovittata, 6429 nucleotides. It is a transcript of the gene syngr3a, whose product is annotated as synaptogyrin 3a. The transcript is spliced from 4 exons. The record is from RefSeq and is a predicted model, not a curated record. Lineage: Eukaryota; Metazoa; Chordata; Actinopteri; Carangiformes; Carangidae. Bases 138 to 830 code for a protein of 230 amino acids. Gene Ontology annotation, cellular component: synaptic vesicle membrane; neuromuscular junction.
GCGCGCCUCUGGGUGCGCGCAGGAGGACCCGUCCCUACAGCAGCGGAGCAGCAGCGCAUCCAUCCUGCCGUGGAGCCGCGAGCGUGGAGCCGCGAGGAGCACACAGAGAGAGAGAGAGAGAGAGAGAGAGAGAGAAGAUGGACGGAGUGGGAUCGUUCGGAGCGGGCCGGACCGGGUCCACCAUGGACCCGAUCACCUUCGCCAAACAGCCGCAGACCAUCCUCAGAGCGCUGUCCUGGAUAUUUUCCCUGGUGGUCUUUGCUUCCAUCGUGAACGAGGGUUACGUCAACAUCGGCAGCGAGCGUCUCCACUGCGUCUUCAAUAAGAACGCAGACGCCUGUAACUACGGCGUGUUCAUGGGCCUGGUGGGCCUGCUGGCGUGCUCCUUCUUCUUCCUGCUCGACUACAAGUUCUCCUCCAUCAGCUCCGUCAAGGACAGGAAGAAGGCUGUGAUGCUGGAGAUCGGCUUCUCAGGUUUCUGGACCUUCCUGUACUUUGUAAGUUUCUGUUUCCUGGCCAAUCAGUGGUCACGGACCACGCCUGAUGAGCUGCCACUCAACCAGGGGGCAGAUGCAGCUCGGGCAGCGAUCGCCUUCUCUUUCUUCUCCAUAAUCACCUGGGCUGGUCUAACGGUGCGUGCGGUCCAGAAGUAUCUGCUGGGCACAGACAUGACCCUGUUCACCACGGAGCACAUGGACGGCGGCGCGCCCACCCAGCCGUACCCGUCCAAUUCACCGGAAGGUGGCAACACUGAGACCACAGAGACCUACCAGAGCCCACCAUUCACUGAGAGCAACGCAGCACCCACAUACCAGGUUCCCAUUUACUAGAUAAGAUAGACCUGAUGGUGGGGAGAGGAAGGCCGGGAGAGGGAUGAGGUGAAAGUUAAAGAAAAUUGCUUUCCGUGAUGUUACACGUGCAGUUGUUUAUGUGUUGAUCUGAGCUGAGUUUUCACUAACUGUUAAAAAAAAAUGGCCUCUCCUUCUUUGUUUCCUCCUCUCGUUCCCGUUCCUUCCUUUACAUUCCAGCUUUCUCAGCACUUUUCUAGACCUGUAUGUUGAACCUGCUUUAGCAAAUCCUCAGUGUCGUCAGAUCAGAGCAGAUGAGAGACAGAGAAAACCGGAAGAGGAGAUACAGAAGAGGAGGCCUCUUUGCAGUAUUCAAACACUAUUUUGACAAAAAAAAAAAAAAAAAGAGAUGAAGGAAUUAACAAGUGAGUGACUCCACCUCAGAGCAGUAUUACAUUACUAAAUAUAGCGCAGAAGGCACUCAAGUCCGCCACCUUCAUCUUUUCAUUCAUUGAAGUGUCAAAUCCCCUUUCAUGCCAAACAGUGACGGGGGAAAGUUUCUUUAGCUACAGUACGAUCUGGCUGCCCCCCCCCCCCCCCCUCCCUGCUGCAGUUACAAGUGAUCAUGUGUAUUGAAUCUGCAUGUUUCCAAACUUAGAGAUCAACUAAGUGCCAUACUGUACUGUGUGUCUCAGACAGUGACUUAAUUUAGUAGAUUUCCACAUGCUGUAAAAAAACAAAAAAAACAAAUGACGACAAUGUUUUGUGACCAAGUGCAAUAUCUCACGUUCUUAUGUAGGUAGGUAUAAACUGUACUAUAGGUUGGCUAGUUACCAUCAGAUUAGACCAGCUUCAGGCACUGUCUCAAAUUACUUACGAGUCUUUGAAUUUUACUCACAAAUCUCAGGCAAAUGUGACACAUUGAAUUUGUUUAUCUAAAUUGUCGACCUUGGAUUGAACAAGAUUGGUGAAGUUUGUAAGAUACAGAUGUUAUAUAUAUCCAGAGAAGACUUUCAGAUGAAGCUGUUACAUAAAUAAGUACCUCGUCACAAUAGCCUAACAUGUGAUUCUGGUUUUCACAGUUUGAUCACUCUCAAGUUUCAUUGGGGAUCCAACCUACAACACAGAAAAUCACUCUUUAGUCUGUUAGAUGUCUGUCUCAGGCAUGGAUGGAUUACUAAAGGGCUCAUCAGGUCCAGGCCCAGGGGCCAGAGGAGACAGCGGGACCCUGUGCUGGAACCUCUGUUUGAAGUGACUGUUAACAUCAAUAAUGAAUACUACCACUACAGAGACUGUGAAAAGAUGCACGAUGACCACAAAGAGACAAAAAAAGACUCCAAAGAAGCAACGUGACAACAAAGAGACUGAAGACAGCUACAAAGAGACUGAAGACAGCUACAAAGAGACUAAAGACAGCUACAAAGAGACUGAAAACAGCUACAAAGAGACUGAAGACAGCCACAAAGAGACUGAAGACAGCUACAAAGAGACUAAAUACAGCUACAGAGAGACUAAAGACAGCUUCAAAGAGACUGAAGACAACUACAAAGAGACUAAAGACAGCUACAGAGAGACUGAAGACAGCUACAAAGAGACUAAAGACAGCUACAAAGAGACUAAAGACAGCUACAGAGAGACUGGAGACAGCUACAAAGAGACUGAAGACAGCUUCAAAGAGACUGAAGACAGCUUCAAAGAGACUGAAGACAACUACAAAGAGACUGAAGACAACUACAAAGAGACUAAAGACAGCUACAGAGAGACUGAAGACAGCUACAAAGAGACUAAAGACAGCUACAGAGAGACUGGAGACAGCUACAAAGAGACUGAAGACAGCUACAAAGAGACUAAAGACAGCUACAGAGAGACUGGAGACAGCUACAAAGAGACUAAAGACAGCUACAAAGAAAACAAAGACAGCUACAAAGAGACUAAACACAGCUACAAAGACACUCAAUACAGCUUUGUAGUUGUCUUGAAUCUAAGACUUAACAACUACAAAAGACAUAAGACAACUACAAAGAGACUGAAGACAACUACAAAGAGACUCAAGACAACUACAAAGAGACUCAAGACAGCUACAAAGAGACAAAACAACUACAAAGACACUUAAUACAGCUUUGUAGCUGUCUUCAAUCUAAGACUAAACAACUACAAAAGACACAAGACAACUACAAAGAGAUAGAAACAACUACAGAGAGACUGAAGACAACUACAAAGAGACUGAAGACAACUACAAAGAGACUAAAGACAGCUACAAAGAGACUGAGGCAGCAACAAAGAGAUUGAAGACAGCUACAAAGAGACUGAAGACAACUACAAAGAGACUAAAGACAGCUACAGAGAGACUGGAGACAGCUACAAAGAGACUAAAGACAGCUACAAAGAGACUAAAGACAGCUACAAAGAGAUUGAAGACAGCUACAAAGAGACUAAAGACAGCUACAGAGAGACUGGAGACAGCUACAAAGAGACUGAAGACAGCUACAAAGAGACUAAAGACAGCUACAAAGAGAUUGAAGACAGCUACAGAGAGACUGAAGACAACUACAAAGAGAUUGAAGACAGCUACAGAGAGACUGAAGACAACUACAAAGAGACUGAAGACAGCUACAAAGAGACACACAACAACAACAGAAAGAUGUGAAUUGACUAAAACGAGACUCAAAAUGACCACGACUUUCAGUGUGGGGGGGUCCUGCUCCUGAGCAGGGUCAGGGUCAGGGUCUGUGCCCAGGGCCUCGUUGUCUGGUAAUCCAUCCAUGCCAGGGGACGUGUGCAGUGGGUUAUUUGAGACAGCGUGAUACGCCGAGUGUGGUAUGUAGAAAAUGGUGGCGUGGGGAGAUUCUGGGGAAGUCAGGUCUGUUUAUGUUUACGUUUUAGAAGCUGCCAAACUGCCCUGUGUUCUUAUUGCUGUCUUUUGAUUACCACAUUACUACUAUGUUGUUACUGUCUAUGGGAUUUUAUGUAAUCACAAAGCAGGAGUGGGGGGUGGGGGGUGGGGGGUGGGGGCAGCAGAUGAGCUUUUAUUCAGUGAGGGCGGUCAGGUCGCCGGAUGAUCCAGUACAGUCUCAGGCAAAAGAAAAAAACCUGUGUGUGGGAGGUCAGGGAUCGCUAGCUGGCUAAUUCAUCGAUCCUGCAACCCCGCAAUUGAGGAGGGGUGGGUCCGAAUUUGUUGCCAUGGUGACAGAGACGGAUGUUAGGUGGAUGUGGGUCACUAAUGAUGUAGAUAGUAAUCAUGCCAACUAUGUGAGUGUGUAACCGUGUCUCUGUGUCGUGGUUCACGUACACUCGCCAUCAGUGAAUCUGUAGUUUUGGUGUGUGUGUGUGUGUGUGCGUGUGCGUGCGUGCGUGGGUGCGAGUGUGUGUGUGUGUGUGUGUGUGUGAGAGUGUAUUAGCAUGCAUGAGAGACGUGUAAAUCUGUGUGUGUGUGCAGUUAAUUAAAUUUUGUGGUGCAUCAAAGUUAUUUUCUUGAACUUGUGUUUUAGUGCAGAGGAAGAAAUCAUAAGUCUCAGUUCCAGCAUUUAAUAAAUUCCCCAGAAGAAAAUUAGUCUUUCUGCAAAAUAUAUUAUAUCAGUGUCACUGUCGAGGUACGUCAAGUUAUGAAAUGAUUUUUUUUUUCUAUUUUUAUGUUUUUGAUGAAAGAGCCAAAUAUAAAAGUUGAUAUUAGAGUGAUAUAAUUGACCUGUAGAAUGCCUUGCCUGCUCCUCUCUCUGCUCCCGUGUGAACAGCGCCCUCUGCUGACCACAGGAGGCUCUGCUGCAGCGGGACCACUGAGGCUCUCUUGAGUUAUCAUAAAGUAAUCAUGAUAAUAAUGCAUGAAAUCGUUGUAUAGGACUCAUUAUAUAUUGAAUACUAUGUAAUUCUUAAGUUGACUCCAAAGUGUUUUUUUUUUUGCAAAGUGAGAUUCGCCAUCAGUCAACGCAGCUGACAGGAUUCCUUCUUGUGUUAUAUUAAUCACAGUUUACGGUCAGAGCAGUACGCCCAAACAACACCCGAAAAAAGUACUGCCCCACAAAGCCCAUUGUGUUGGGGGUCAGAUUUUCUUCUGCAUCCAGGAACCUCACUUUAACCUGAGCCCAGAAUCCAUAAGCUAACAGCGAGGAUGCUAACAGACAGAAGCUAACAAAGCUCAGGCUCCGAAAGAGAAUCAAAUCCCAGUGUGAAGAGUUAUUUACUGAGACACAUAACUUCUUCUUCUUAUUAUUAGAUAUCACAGUUUAGCUGUAGAGAAACAGCUCUUUAGGCAAAGGGAAAUAAAGCCUUGUCUACAAAGUACAAAAAUAAUUUCAGCCUUGUAAAACCACUUGUUUAGGAUUUUAUUCACCAAAUGUCUGUGAAUUAAGUGAGUACUCGUUUUAAACUGAGGGUUAAUCCGGUCGUACUUUCUUUCAGGGUUCAGGUUCGGGACGGGGUGUUGGAUGACCGGGUGGGGUUUUUAGGUUGGGUUGAUUUCCAAAUACUUUCAGGUAACUCGGGGCGCGAGGCGCCGUCAAAUCUGCGGAGCAGUUAAAGGUCUACACUCGUGGCUUUUUCAUGUUCAGUACAAACUACUGCCAACUGUUUCCCCAACUUUCAAACACGUGUGUGUUGGGUGAGUUUUCAACUCAGACUCCUCCACAGGUGCCGUGUUGUAAUGAUGAAACUACACAAUAUUAAAUGGUAUGAUCCGUUCAGUUAUUUAUGGCUAUUUGAUGUAUUUACACUUACAUCUCUGUGUAGUCGUUUGCAUCCUUUCCUGUGCCGGACUUAAACUGGAUUCAAGUUAAAUAAAUAUUAAUAGUGAUAGAUUUAAGUUUAUUUUAGCUCCCAUAGAAACCCAUUUAAAAAUCUAAUAAUGUAAAGUAUGAAGAUGCUGAAAUAUGAGAAACCACCAGUAUAGUCCUCUACAUCUCAGCUGUUACUGGGCUGCUAGUCUGCAGCGAGGCGGUGGGGUGUGACUGGGGUAUGAUGGAGGCAUUACUGGGGUACCGUUGGGUAGUUUGGGGUGCUGUCAGGUCAGGUUGUAUUAUUGUUCUCAGUGCUUCGGUCUCUUCAGUCAAGUGUGGUAGAUAAAAAUAAUAAUACAAGCAUUUUCUGUGUUUCGUGCUCCGGCCCAUGUACACUACCGUGGUAUUGGUUGAUUGUAAAAUUCAGUAUGUUAUUGAAGUAAAUGGAACCUGUGUGUGAUGAUGUCCAGGGUCUGGUUUGUCCUGUACUACUGAAAAUAAAAAAUAAUAUUAAUGAUGAUUAUUUAUGAUCUAGAAUGCACUCUUUGUUGGAGAUACUUUGUUUGACCACUAUUAAAGGGGCCGUCGGCACCAAAAUCAAAGUUUCGUGUGAUCACGCCGUCGUUUUGUUAGACUGAGAUAAAAGGUUAUGACAUGUAGUAACGCCAGUGACAUCAACUAUGAGGUCAAUAUUACAACAUCUCCCCCAUUAAUGCAGAUGAUGAAAGAAGAAAAAAACCUAACCCAAUUUAACAAACAAGUAAACAUUGAUUUUGUCGUGUGCUUCCCCUUUAACUUGUUUCUUCUGAGUUGUUUCUUCCUGUUCUGAAGGUGUAAAAACGCCGUGUACAGAGAUGUGUGUCACUGUCUAUUAGCUGAAUGUCUCUGGACUGCAGUCUGACCGUCACUCCAAUAAAAAAAGAUAACAUGUU